Mus musculus (house mouse) is the source of this 2574-nucleotide messenger RNA. It is a transcript of the gene Stpg2, whose product is annotated as sperm tail PG rich repeat containing 2. The record is from RefSeq and is a predicted model, not a curated record. NCBI's taxonomy places the organism in Eukaryota, Metazoa, Chordata, Mammalia, Rodentia, Muridae. The transcript is spliced from 13 exons. The coding region runs from base 708 to 2396 and encodes 562 amino acids.
UCAGUAGUGACUUUAUUCAGAGGAUGCCUUUUUGACAGGAGUGAAGGGGGACUUUGCUGAUCCCAAACCCUGUUUUGGGGUCCCGAGCUUUUCUAUUCCACCUGUCCCCGCCUCGCUGCCCCGCCCCCCGGGUCUUUCCAGUCACCCUGAUUUACAGGGAAGGCAAAUCAAAAUCAAAUUAAUUCGCCUCCUUCUAGUGCGUUUCUAGGGCUUUUCUGCGCAGCGAAGGUAUUCUGGGACAGGAAGCAGGUGAGUUGAGGCGGAGCUGAGGUGGAGCUGAGGUGCAGCACCGCCCUGCCUAGCGCAGGGAGCUUCGUCAGACUCUACAAGACAUCUCCGAGCUCUGAGCGCUCGACCGGAAAUGCUCCGAGGCCGGUGCCGGAAGUGCACCUACAGGCCCGAGUCCUUCCGGCCUCUGCCCUUCCAAGGUUUCCGGGAGGCGGGGAGUGGGCGGAGCCAGAGCCGGAAGUUCAGGCGGCUAAGCCCGGUCUCUGGCGUGACCCGUGAGCGCUGAAUUGAACGCUGGCGGGCUGGCGGGCGGGUCCUCUGGCUGCUGUCCUCGCCACUUUACCUCUGUGCCGAGGACCCGAGGGAAAGCUGACGCCGCUGAGCCAGUCAGCACGCAGCUCGCACUCUAGUCCCGCGUGUAGGGACGACGCAGGCCGCCUGUCUAGUUUCCGGUCCCGUGGGCCCCGCCCCUCAUCACUAUGUAUGACCGUGCUCCGCGCUGGCUCGACUGUGCCAACCGCGGCAGCACCGAGGAGCACGUGGGGCCUGGGACCUACCAGGUACCUUUUCCUAAGCAGCAGGCCACAGGUUGCUAUGCACCAUUUCUUUCUUUGAGUUCCAAAACAAGUGCUUGUGUUGUCUCCUCUGAUGCUGGCCAAGCUGUUCCAGGUCCAGCACACUACAACGUAUCACAAGCACAGUAUAAUAUAAGAGGAGGCCGCAGUCUGCAAAACCGAGAGAAGCGAUUUAAGAAACUUAUUUCGGAUGGUCCAGGACCUGGGAGCUACAAUUGGCCUUAUCUUGGGACAUUAUGUAUCACAACCAGACAGAAAACUCCUAGAACUCCUGCAGUUUCCAGAAACAUUGAUAUUCCUUCAAUCCCCUCUUCCGGAAAGUCACAUGGGUAUCAUCUCAAUGACGAUGACACUAUUAUGAGACGCACCCCACCUCCUAGUGACAACACAAUAGGUCCAGCGUACUACAAUCCUCAGUUUGAUUAUCCUAAAGCAUCUUUGAAAUAUAAAGGCGUAAAUUUUGGCAAUGCUACAGGAAGACAAGAAUUUCUCAAGUAUUCGGGUCCUGGUCCUGGACAGUAUGAUAUCAUCCAGAAAAGGAAACUACAUUGUGAAAAUAUUAACAUCAAGAGAGAACAAGAGCAUAAUUAUUAUACAUAUGUCCCACGGCUAUAUGAAGCGAUAAUAUUGCAGGAGGAAAAAAAGGGUGUACCAGGACCUGGAAAGUACAACAUUAAAAGUGAAUUUGACAUGAUAAAAUCCAUGUCAGCACUUGUGAAUUCUCCAUCUUUUAUUUUCUUUUCUGAAACAGAGAGAUUUGAACCUAUAAAAUCAUGCACCCCAGCUCCUGGCACAUACAAUGAAAUACGAACUGCUUUCAAGUGCCCAAAGAAAAGAUUUGGACUGUCUUUGCCAUUUAACCAGAGUGCUGCUCGAUUCACAGAAGAUUCCAAGGCACAGAAGCUACCAGGUCCUGGCUUUUAUGAUAUCUCAACCAACAUUGUAAAAGCCCAGGUUAAAAAACCCUGCUUGAAGAAACAACCGAAAACUGGAUUUGGUUCUUCUGUGCCUCGAACUUUGUUCACAGCUCAGAAAAAAGCUUUCCGUGGUCCUGGGCCUAGUGAUUAUCAGGUUCGAGGAACUCAUGAUGAAUUACCUAACUUGAACAAAUCUGCUGCUUUCUUGUCGAGAGCAGAAAAAACUCCACCAGUACGAAAAAUGCGUCUUCCAGCUCCUGGCCGCUAUGAUGUUCAGAAAUCGUAUGACAUGUCCCAAGUUAAACAUAAGUACAUGCCACCUCGUACUUCGGUGGCUAAAAAAAGGCAUUCCUCUUUCCUGAGCGCAGCUCCUCGGUGCCUGGGAAAAAUCGCUGAUGGGCCAGGACCUGCAACAUACAGUCCUGUUUUAAUGAAGUCUGGUGCCAUAAUCUCAUUCGUUAAAGGACCAAAGCGUUUUCAAGAGUUUCAUGGCGAGUUUUCUCCAGGCCCUACGACAUAUGAGCUCAGUCCAUUUCUAAGACAUUCUCUUCUGAAGAGAACAUACAAUGUCACUCUGCCGUGUUCAUCCUCUCCUAAUAGAGAAAAUACUGGUUGUCCAUCACAAAAAGCCACACAAAAAUUUCAAAGAGAGAAAUUACAGUAUUUUAACUGGUAAGCAUGCUGUACAAGAAGUCAUGGAGAGACAUGUAUGUAACAUGCGCUCUCACUGCAAUAUUGGUCAUACCCUUGACUUCCCUCAAGGUGAUCAACCUGGUUAUGAUGCUAAGUAAUCAUUAGGAGAUUAGAGGGGAAAAGCCACGUCAUGCUUCUACAUUAGACUGCUAAUCUGCUUU